Messenger RNA from Synchytrium microbalum, 588 nucleotides. RefSeq lists its product as uncharacterized. NCBI's taxonomy places the organism in Eukaryota, Fungi, Chytridiomycota, Chytridiomycetes, Synchytriales, Synchytriaceae. Gene Ontology annotation, cellular component: nucleus; cytoplasm. The coding region runs from base 1 to 588 and encodes 195 amino acids. The transcript is spliced from 7 exons. Gene Ontology annotation, biological process: negative regulation of mitotic cell cycle; negative regulation of cell population proliferation. The record is from RefSeq and is a predicted model, not a curated record.
AUGAAGACAGAGAUAGAACAAGCCGUCAAAUACCUCUCACAAGGCUACCUUCCCAAGAACUAUUCCAGAGACAAGGUCGAGCAGUUCGAACUCUUGCUCUCUACUGCUCUCGAACGAAGGUUUGAAGGACAUUGGGAUCCUUCAAGGCCACAUGUUGGCAAUGCUUUCCGAGCCGUAUCGAUCAAUGCUGGACGCUGUGAUUCUCUCCUGCAAUCCGUCAUUACGGAGAUAGGAUUGGCCAAGUCUGACAACCACUUCCCAGCUGAUUUGUGUAUAUGGAUUGAUCCUCACUGUGUCAGCUAUAAGGUCGGCGAGUAUGGAAUCGCUCAGAACUUGUACUGUGAUGAACGUUCACUUGAAAUACUCGAUCUCCCUGUGUAUUUUAAGGGUCUGUCUAAUAACAGAGCUCGUUCGCCUUAUGGAACGAAUGGAACGGUGAGCUACACGUCACCUCCUGCUCCAACUCAACAGUCAUCGCCUGGAACUUUGAGUAUGUCUGCUACCUUGUCUUCACCACAACAACAGCGUUCACCACCAUUCCAGGCUGGCCGUUCGUCCCUUGGCUACCAACUGGUUUCAGCACAAUAG